Messenger RNA from Lasiodiplodia theobromae, 1065 nucleotides. Its product is annotated as Lactoylglutathione lyase protein. Bases 1 to 1065 code for a protein of 354 amino acids. Gene Ontology annotation, molecular function: metal ion binding; lactoylglutathione lyase activity. The record is from RefSeq and is a predicted model, not a curated record. Lineage: Eukaryota; Fungi; Ascomycota; Dothideomycetes; Botryosphaeriales; Botryosphaeriaceae. The transcript has 5 exons.
AUGCUCACAACCCCACGUCUCUUCCUGCGCGCAUUCAAGCAGUCUCGUCCUCUAUACACCACCAAAUCGUCCCACGCUUUCGUCAAGGCAUUCGCGACAAUGGCGACCGAUCCGAGCAAGUACAAGCUGAACCAUUCCAUGAUCCGGGUCAAGGACCCCAAGCGAUCAGUCCAGUUCUACGAGUUCCUGGGCAUGAAGCUCAUCAACAAGCUCGAGAACCCCGAUGCGAAGUUCGACCUCUACUUCCUCGCAUACGACAGCCCCAAGGCUGCAUCGCACGGCAACCACUGGACCGACCGCGAGGGUAUCGUCGAAUUGACCCACAACUACGGCACCGAGAACGACCCCGAUUACAAGAUCACCAACGGCAACACCGAGCCCCACAAGGGUUUUGGUCAUCUCUGCAUUUCGGUUGACAACCUCCAGGCUGCUUGCCAGAGGCUUGAGGAUGCGGGAUACAAGUUCCAGAAGAAGUUGACAGACGGGCGCAUGAGGCACAUUGCCUUCGUGCUUGAUCCUGACGGAUACUGGGUUGAGGUAAUUGGUCAGCAGCCGCUGGAAGCGACCGAGAACAUCAAGGAGACCAACGUCGAGACAUACCGCAUGAACCACACUAUGAUCCGUGUCAAGGAUCCCAAGAAGUCGCUUGCCUUCUACCAGGAUGUCAUGGGCAUGAAGCUCAUGCGCGUUUCGGAGAACAAGGAGGCAAAGUUCAAUCUUUACUUCCUCGCCUAUGGACCGCCUGCUCCUGAGAAUUCUCCCGAGGGCGUUAGCCCUAUUGCUGACCGUGAGGGUAUCCUGGAGCUGACCUGGAACUACGGCACGGAAGAUGACGCGGACUUCAAGUAUCACAACGGAAACGACCAGCCCCAGGGCUUUGGUCACAUUUGCAUUGUUGUCGACGAUCUUGAAGCCGCCUGUGCUCGGUUUGAGGAGAAGGGCGUCAACUGGAAGAAGAGGCUGACUGAUGGCCGCAUGAAGAACAUUGCUUUCAUCCUUGAUGAGGACAAUUAUUGGAUUGAAGUCGUACAGAACGAGAAGCUGAAGCAGAGGGCGAACUGGUAA